CGGCGCGGCCGGGCUUGUGGUGAGGCGGGGGGAAACCGCGGGCCGCUGGGAAACUUUCUUCCUCUUUCCGUUCCCUCCGGCGGGCGGUGGGGGCCCUCCCGGGUGCGCGGGGCCGCUGAGGGGAUCGCGCUGACAGCGGGGGGCGGGCGGGCCGGGUUGGAGGCGGGCGGGGGGAGAUGGGGCGGCCCUGCUGUGUGCCUGAAUGGAGAAAGGCGCUGCUGCAGUGCUAAUGAGAGGAUGGGCUGUUCUGGUGUUUGUUUCUUUUUUAAGUAUAUGAGGAACUUUGCUUUUAAAUGGUCUUAAACUCCGGAGAAAUGAAUGCGUGGAGUGGUAAAUCCCCGUGCUCCAAGCACUUUGGUUAAGAGGCGCUUUCUUGCAGGCACUUUCUUGCAGCUCACUUUUCCAGCCCGGUUCGGCCUGUGCUGACAGCUGCUUGGCAACAGAUGGAUGAAGAAGGGCAAGUUUUGUUUUCUGGGGACUGUAAAGUUAAUGGGAGGAAAUACGGUCUUGCGGUUAAAGCACAAGACUGGGAAUCAAGUGAUCAGUGUCCUCUCAAUGGAGUUUCUGAUAGGAGUUUGAGCAAAUCCAGUGAGCCUCAGGAAAAUGAGAACGGAUUUCCCACAGGCUCAGUGAUAGUUGGUGAAUCUCUCGGUGGAAUCUGUGGGUUUAUAGAUGGUAUUCAGUGAGUGAUGGGAGCGCUCCGCUAUAACAAAAAGUGUGAGGGAUAACUGUCAGCAUGAGCAUUAAGAUGUAAGUUUUGGGUUGGGAAAUGAGAUUGUCAGCGUGUGGUGGCUUUAGAUGAAAUCUGUGUUAAUUUUCAGGUAAUUUAUCUGCCGUGUGUGGCUUUGAAGUUGUGAGGAAUGAGACUGCAUUGUGCGCUGCACUUCUCGAUGGUGGGAGUUGUGCACAGAGCGUCCUUCCAAUGCUCUGAGCAAUCAGAAUCUGAUUGAAGAGGAAGGAUAGAAUGGUGCAGAUGUUUCACUGUCACGUGCCCGUGCUCUUCAAAAGCUGUAAUACUUUAUGAAGUUGGCAGCUGUUGGUACUGGAAGUUAAUAGAAGAAGCAAAUAACUUAAUUGAAGAUGUUUCAUAAUUAGUGUGUGUUGUAACUUCUGAGUGCUCUGUGUAGGGUGUUGCUGAAUUUAAUGUCUUAAUCCCUACUGUUUGAUAGUGGUUUACUCUUACAUCUGAUAUUUAAAUUUUGUUCCCUUGGCCUUGAAAUUGCUGGUAAGCGCUUAAUGGCACUUAUUUUUGAAAACAAAAUCACAGCAAACCUUGUUCUUGCUGGGGUUCAUGUCCCCAGAACUUUAUUUUCCUUUAAAAUACGGAGAAAAUAACACUUGAGGGAGGAAUGUUCUUGUUGUUUUGUUCUUUUUUUUCCAAGAAAGAAUUUCCUAGUAGAAGCCCAGGAGGUGCACAAGAUGGGCAGUUGUGGUAGGGGUGAGAAAUAGAAAAAGAGGAUGAGUGGCUUCCUUCGCAUUUCUCUCUCUCUUGAUCACAAAAGGUCACAGCAAAAGGGUGUGCAGCGAUUAUGCUGCAUGCAGCUGCAGUGAGUCCUUUCAAUUGGAGGUUCAGAGUUUUAACCUGUGAUGAACCUGAAGGAAUUGUAGCUUUGGGCCCUAUGCUUCUUGGUUCUUGUGAUGAAGUCCAAUUCUUCAUCUUGCAGCUUGAGUAGAUAAUCUCUUUAGGAAAGUUUUCAGGAUGGUAUAGCAUUAUCUGAGCUGGAAGAAAUUCCAUCUCUCAAGAUAGCGUGCUAAUGCACUAUUAAGUGUAGUUUAUAUUUCUGUAGUUUGUCUAAUGGCCUUUGAAAAUUAUGCAGCGAUCUGUAAUGCUCCAGAGGACACUUUUAAUUUCAGUAGGAUGUUCUCUGUAUUCUGUUUAUGGCUCUCUAGAGAAAACUCUUAAAAAUCCUUUGUUGCCUUUGCCAAACUAUGUACCUGCAGCCAUAUUGCUGUGGCAAUUCAAUACAAGUCUGUAUUCCUUCCUUUGCUGCCAGUUAAAUGCUUCAUGUUGAUUCAAACACAUUUCUUUUAAUGUCUCUGCUGGCUUCGUUAAAAUCAGUUUGAAUGUGGGUUUUUUUUUCUUGAAAGGUCUUGAGAUAACUUUUUAUAGUGGCAGGUUUGUUUUGUUGAAGUAAGGAGAGCAGAAUUAAGAGAUAUUUGUUCUCAUGUUAGCUGAGAACACUUGAGGUGUUUCAUGACUAACAUUGAUAAACAACUCAUUACAAACAAGUUGAACAGUAGCUGAGAACUUUAGCAGUUAUCAUUAGUCACAGUGCAAGUUCCUGUGCUGUUCUCUGGAAGCCUUUUCAGCGGUGCUCCUGUGACCACGUAGAAAAGUUUGGCUGGCACUUCAGUGUGUUUGACCAGUGUGGGUUGGCAAGGUGCAGGACGCCAUCUGCCAAGUCUGUAUCCCUGCUGACCUACCACCAAGGCUGCGCCUGCCAGGACUGUCAUCCUUGACAGAGGAUCUUUGUCAGAAUUGCUGCUACUGAUCCACCAACUAUGAGGUAGUGUCUCUGAAUUCUGGGUCAGUGGAUGUCACAAACUGACAAAUUUAGAAUACUUCGCCAUUCAUUCAUUCUGUGCAAGGGGAGGAAAAAAAAGCUUGCUGAAUUACUAUUGUCAGUGUCCCCUCCAAAUCCUGUAGCUUUUGUAAACUUGUCACAAUCUUAAUGCAAUUCAGUUGGAAUGGAAGUGUAUACACACACGCAUACAACUUUAUUUUUUUCCCAUCUUUUAAAGCUUUAUGAAUGUCCGUAGCCCCUGCUUUCAGGUUACACUUUUUGUUGGCAAUUCACGUAUUUAGUGGUAUUGUUUAGGAUUUUAUUCUUUAAUGAAGAUUUUUACAUGAGCAGCUGAAUUUUUUGUAAAGCUUUGUUAAUUUCUUCAUGUAUUUUAGGGCGUUUGGAAGGUAUGUCCAUGGAUAUGCCCAUAAGUAUGUUCAAUUUUUCCCACUUUUUUUUUUCCCAGAUGGAGUAUUGAGUCCAUUUUAAACAUUGUUUGCUUGGCCUUGUCUACCAAUAGUGGCAUAAGUUUUUGUUGUCACAUGUAGUGAAAUUUAAUCACAUCCUUGUAUGUGAAUUUAAUUGAGAAAGGGAUGCCAGCUUGUAGUUAUCUGCAGUGGUUACAGUAGAUGCUGAAUAUCCUUAAAAAUAGGAGGCAGUGUGAGGGCUUGACUGUCAGAAGUGCUUCCUAUGAUAGAUGAUGAUGUUUUUCAGCAUAAUGCUUCUGUUGGAAAAUGCCAAUUAGCUGAGAGAGCAAAUGUUUCUAGUGAAAUACUUAGGAAAAAAAAAAAAAGGGGGGAUUCUGGUUCUCAGAUUGAAUUUGUAGCUUUUGAGAACUACAAAGUCGUGUAAGUAGAGCAGUUUCAGACACCAGGCCCAUGUGAGCAUGUGAUUUUUCUCUUCUAAAUGAAUGUGUUAAGAAAUAGGAACUUUUUUCAGUCUUGGAAAGGCGUUUUUUUUUUUUCUCCCUCUGACUCCCCCACUCUGUAUCACUCUUUAACUAUUUUUGUUGUGGUACAAAAUGAGUUUUCAACUUUCUGUUCUUUGGUCGUGUUUACUCCUGUGGUUUCCUUGGCAUCAUUUGGAAAUGGAGGUGCCUUUGAAAUGCAGUGGGGUUCAAGUGAGUUCUUUGUGAUUGGACCUCUUUUGUGAUACAGAUCGUUAUCACUUGUUCUACUUUAUUUUUUUUCAGUGAGUUGUAAGAAGACUCCUAAGAAAAACCAAAAUCAUCACCUUUGUUAUCUGAGCUGUAUGGCUUUUAUGAUAUCAGUUCUGUACAUUGCAUUCAUUACUUGCAUCUUGGGCUUGGCCUCACCAUUUUUGUUUCUUUAAAGAGUGCUGGUUAAAUACUUCUCAGCUGACAAGUGUUACAUGCUUCAUUUUUUUUUUAAGCUGUGCUAGAUGCUGUACAGAUGUGGAAAUGAACAAGUACUGUGUGAGAAAGCCAUGUCUGAAAUUGUUAAUGCAUUUUUUUGUUUGGGGAGCCAGUCACAGUUAAUAAAAUUUUUGAAGAUAUCAGACAAUUCUUUUCUGGUCUUGUUUAUAUGUAUUGUUAGUUAGAAUAUGUUGCCUUACAAGGCAUAUUUAAAGCAAAGAAGUCUUGUGCUAGUAUAAAAGCAGCAAUGUUUCAGUCAACUGGAUGUCCCCUUAGAUACACAAGUCCAGUUGUGGUGGAAAUACCACAAGUUCCUUAUUGGUAUCCUCCAAAAAAUCUCUUUUCAUCUUUUACUUACCCCAGGGGAGGUGAAUUAAACAAAUCGUUGAUAAUAUUCUUAAUGAGUAAGGUGUCACAUAGGGUAAUUAAAGGAAAAUAUUUUGUGUUCCAAAGCUGUGGUGAUGGUUGGGAAUUAUUGCCCAAGUUCUUAAGUGUGACCUGAGGAUUAAUUUUAACCUCAGUAUGCAGGGAAAAAAUAUGGAGCUAGUGCUUAUACCAUUUUUGUCUUCAAGAAAGGACUAAUUUAAUGCCAUUGCAUUUAAAAGGAAAAAAAAAGGAUCUGUCUGAAACCAGGUAGAUGUACCAUGUGGUAAUUUUAGAGAGUUGUAGAAAUGUACUCAUGGCUGAAUAUAUUGUAACAAGCUGUGAUACAGUGUAAUUGAGUAUUUUGAGUUUCUCUUCCUGCAUGUGGGGUGUUAGUAUGUGUAUGGAGUUCAAAUACUGAAGCGUAUCAAGUUUGAAGGGGUAAUUGGGUUAGGCACAAACUGACUGCAAAACAGUUUGAACUGGCAUAUCUGAAGCAAUUCUAAUAAACUACCAAUUGUGGGACUGGUUAGAAGGGCUGGUUUGUUUAUGUUAUGAAAUUGAGUCUCCAAGCAGUUUCUAAUCAUGUGCAGUGAAGUUCAGGUUUCAGACUGAGUAUGAUGCUACAGGAAGCUUUCUUAAUUUGCAAACAAGUAAAUUAGGCAGGAAAAGAAUAACAUUUGUGCACUUGAAAUGCACGCUUAGUACUGACAGUAGGAAGGGAAGAUAUUGUAGUUGUUAACCAAUUUAUGCUUCUUAUGGGGUGAUGGACUACUUGAUUAAUAGUACUUAAAAUUCAGAUCUUGCAGGUAGGAAAUUCUGUGCUUGGAAUAGGAGGCAGUAGUCUAAGAGAUGCUCAGAAGAACUACCAGUAUUUGUGAGUUGUGCUGUUAACUUGCUUUGUUUGUAAUUAGUUGGUUUGAUGAGGCAUUAAGAAAGGAUUCACACAACUAGUUCCCUUCCGUUUGCUCUGUUCUUUAGUAGGAAGUAUCAGUAAUGUCUGACACAAAGUCUUACUGGAUGCAGCCCAUGCUACCUUUUGUUUCUUUCCAUUAAAAUCCCCCUCGUGUCAUCUCAUACAAUACAUUACUCUGCAACAUGGUUUUCAACCGAGAUUCUCAUAUAGCUUGGUUAAAAUGUUAUUUAGUAAAAGAAGGUAAUGUGUCCUAGGCCUUCUGCCUCAAAGAAAUAUAAGAAAGCUUUUCUGCUUCCACUUAAGAAAGUUAUUGCCUGCUGAUUCUAGAGGUACACCAGUGCGAGCAAUUUAUGUGACACUGUGGAGGGAAAUGUCACUCUUUAAAGCAUAUUUUUCUGCUCUCGUAUCUUACAGUGUUGUGCUGCAGUCACAGCUGAUAAUGCAUAUGUCUAAAACCUUGGGAGAAAUUGGUUGUAAAUUGGAUGAUCUGGUGAAGCUGUUCCUUGUAAAUGUCAUGAUUAUAUAGAAACCUGUCAAUCAUUAGGUGCUGGGAUUACAUCAAAUAGCUAAGUUGGAAGAAUUGAUUGUUAUUUUUGAUGUGAAGACUUCAUCACUGACGUCUGUAUGUUUAUUUGUCAGCAUCCAAGAAGUAAUACAGCUCAUCAGUGGCAAUAACUGCUUUUGGUAUACACUGACAUUUAUUUGAAAACAAGAACUAACAAAAAAAGACAGGCAAAACCCAACAAAUCUUUUGAAGACGUGUGUCAAAUGACGUCAAUGGCCAGUUUGUUCUCCUUUACUAGCCCAGCUGUAAAGCGUCUGUUGGGCUGGAAACAAGGAGAUGAAGAGGAAAAAUGGGCAGAAAAAGCUGUUGAUGCUUUGGUAAAAAAGCUGAAAAAGAAAAAAGGUGCUAUGGAAGAACUGGAGAAAGCUUUGAGCAGUCCAGGACAGCCCAGCAAGUGCGUUACCAUCCCUCGUUCUUUAGAUGGACGACUUCAGGUUUCUCACAGAAAAGGCCUUCCCCAUGUAAUUUACUGUCGUGUCUGGCGUUGGCCUGAUCUACAAAGCCAUCAUGAGCUGAAGCCAUUGGAUAUUUGUGAAUUUCCUUUUGGAUCUAAACAGAAGGAAGUCUGCAUCAAUCCUUACCACUAUAAGAGGGUGGAGAGCCCAGUUCUACCUCCAGUGUUAGUGCCUAGACACAGUGAAUUCAAUCCACAGCACAGUCUACUAGUUCAGUUCAGGAACCUAAGCCACAAUGAACCACAUAUGCCACAUAAUGCGACGUUUCCAGAUUCCUUCCAGCAACCCAACAGCACUCCAUUUUCCAUUUCACCAAACAGUCCCUAUCCACCUUCUCCAGCCAGCAGCACUUACCCAAGCUCCCCAGCUAGCUCUGGACCAUCUAGUCCAUUUCAGCUACCUGCUGAUACUCCACCUCCUGCAUAUAUGCCCCCUGAUGAUCAAAUGGGGCAGGAUAACUCUCAGUCUAUGGACACAAGCAAUACAAUGAUCCCUCAAAUCAUGCCAAAUAUAUCUACCAGAGAUGUUCAGCCUGUUGCCUAUGAAGAACCCAAACACUGGUGUUCGAUUGUGUAUUAUGAAUUGAACAAUCGUGUUGGAGAGGCCUUUCAUGCAUCUUCUACAAGUGUCUUAGUAGAUGGGUUUACAGAUCCCUCCAAUAAUAAAAACAGGUUCUGCUUAGGUUUGCUCUCAAAUGUUAAUCGCAACUCAACCAUUGAGAACACUAGACGACAUAUUGGGAAAGGAGUUCAUCUCUACUAUGUUGGUGGGGAAGUCUAUGCUGAAUGUUUAAGUGACAGCAGCAUAUUUGUACAGAGCAGGAACUGCAACUACCACCACGGCUUUCAUCCAACAACUGUAUGCAAGAUUCCUAGUGGAUGCAGCCUGAAAAUCUUUAACAAUCAGGAAUUUGCUCAGCUUUUAGCUCAGUCUGUCAACCAUGGAUUUGAAGCAGUGUAUGAGCUCACCAAAAUGUGCACCAUUCGAAUGAGUUUUGUAAAGGGGUGGGGAGCUGAAUAUCACCGACAAGAUGUCACGAGCACCCCGUGCUGGAUAGAGAUUCAUCUUCAUGGGCCCCUCCAGUGGCUGGAUAAAGUACUUACACAAAUGGGUUCUCCUCUUAAUCCCAUUUCAUCUGUUUCAUAGUGCUGAAAUUCCAUCUUCAGCCUUAUUUUUAGUGAACUUAUUCUAAUUCUAGAGAAACUUCCAACGUGGAUACUGUGAGCUAUAUGGAGAAUGGAUCUUAUGGUUUUACUUUCUUUUUUUUAAAAAUCCCUUUGUGACCAAUUCCAUUGUGUAUAGCUGAGCAGUUUUACAUUUCAAUUUGUUCUUGUGAUGCUUAAGUGACAGUUGAGCCCUAAGGGAAAAAAAAAAAUAUCUAUUGGAAAAAUUCAGAACACUUUUCCCCUCCUUGGAGUAGAACUUAAACAGGCAUAUGUCUUAACUGGAAAUUAAUUUUUGUCCUGCAGGGACAGAAUGAUGAAGACUGACUUCAGAAAAUAAAUACAUAUCAUAGUUUGGGUUUUUUUUAAUGUUUAUAAAAACGUUUGAACAUGUGCAGCUCCAGCUUGCAAGCUGUAUUUUUAGUGUAGUUGCUUAACAAAUUAAGUUUGACAUCUGUCAUAAAGAAAAUUAGGCUUUAUUAUGGCUAAUUUGCCUAAUUGAACAAUGUGACUUUUUUUAAAAUGUACACAUGAAAUAUACUUUUUACAAAUAUCGGAGUGGUGUAAAAACACUUUGUCUAUUGGAAAAUGCUGUCAUAAACACAUUGUAUAUGAAUGCAGAAUAGCAGUUCUUAGUCUUUUCCCACUUCAGUUUUGUACUAUUGCUUUUUAAUCACCAUUUUAAAUAGUAACUGAUACAAGGUAAACAUCUUGCACGUUUCUGGAGUAGUAAUUUUUGUAUUUCUUUGACUUACACUCAUGCCAUUUGGAUGUGAUUGCCAAGGCCUAUUUCUUUUUAGGUACCCUUCUCUAUUUUAACAUAAACACUAGUAUUUGUAAAUGGCAGUGCCUUGCUACUUUUUCGAAGGAGUAAGUUUUGGUUUUUUUUUUUUCUUUUUGGUGUUUUAGCUGUUUAUUUUGCCUGUCUGGAAUUGAUCUGUGUUAAGCCUUUUAAUCUCUCAGUAGACAUUAUGCAGUAUUAGUGAUUACACUGUAUUUAAUUCACUUUCAGUAUGAGUUUGAGUCUCUUUGAAGACUGCGAGUGGCUUAGCAAAUUAGUAAAUGAAUGCAGAAGCUCUUACUUCCAGAUCAUGUAAUUUAAUACAGGCCUGUUGUUAAUGACCAAAAGUAAUCACUUCUUUUGUAGACUGCGUGAAACAGUGAUUUUUGAGCCUGUUCUUAGCAACAGGUGUUCGGUCAGAAUACUUGUAAUCGGCAGCUUUAUGGAAAUCAAGGACUGCGUUAGUAUGAGAUUUAUCUUUUUGUAAGGAAUUAUGUUGCCUCUGCUGUUGUAUUACUCAAACACUGUACUAAACACUAAAAGAAAUCAGCUAAGUAACAUAUGCGUAGUUUUUUCCCUUUAAAAAUAAAAAUAAAAUUGAUUGAAGGAACAUUCUAAGAGAAUUAGAAGUGAAUUAUACAAAAUCCAUUUGCAUGCAGAAAAUUAUUAUUAAUUUUAACUCCUCCUUUUUCCUGGAUAUUUUUUCAGGACAGGGUGCAGUGUCUGGGGGAGAGACUGAAAUCUCUAAAAUGCAGACACUUAUUAAAAGAUGUGUUGCAGUUAACUACUGCAAUCCUGAGACAUUGAUUGCUUACACAACUUCUUUCGUCUUCUAUUGAAUGACAGUUUCUGCUCAAAUGUGGAAAUCGUGCAUUAUAUGGUACCUGAGUAAGAGAUCAUCUUAAAGGAAAAGAAUUGUUUACGUGUCAUUAAAAUGUUUCUUAUGAAAUGCCUUAAAGGAAUAAAGAUAAACUGUAACACUUCUGCAGAACCCUCACGUUCUCUUGUACAGGUAUUUCUGUAGUACUUGGUGAUUUUAUUGUUGGUUUUUUUUGUUGUUCUUGUUGUUUUUUUGUUGUUUUUUUUUUUUAAAGCAGUUUCUUCAGUGUGUGUUAAAGCGAAUGUGCAUCUUUAGGAGAAGGGAGAAAAACAAUAUUUGCCACUCGCUUCUGGGGUCUUCUCUUUCAUUCUUCGAAACAGCAACCCUGUUGACUGAAUAAGAUGCAAAGUCAUUUGGCCACAGGAUCAGGCUUCCCAUUUUCCUCUCCCCGGGCCCGACUUCUAUCAAGUUGCUGAACAUGUAUAUUUGACACUACAGAUAUUUUUCUUGACGAGCUUUUAAAAUGAAUGUCUUGGCACAUUGGAUCAAAGAAAGAUCUCAGUUGUAGGUACAAGCUUCUGCUUUAUCCAAAAUGUUUUUCACCCAGCUUCACCUCCGUUCACUUGUUUGGAUGCGGCUGACUAAAGGACUGAAGAGCGGGUGCUGGAAGUAGGUGUUUGCAAGUCAGAGCUGCUGUAUUGUGGUUAGAUUGGCUACCCAUGCAAUGAACCCGUAAUUUCUGCAAUACUCUCUAGCUAACCCACUUCUGAUGCUGUUAUUAAGUAUUAAAGUACUCUGGCAUUUCUGUGCUUGUGUACAUAUUCUUGAUCUGUAAUAUAUGCAGUGCUGAGGUUAUCCUUGCGGCUGCUGAUUUUGCCAGGACAGGCUUGCAGGAGCAGACCAAGUAAACGAUUUGCCUGUGCUCUGCUUUUCUGUUCUUUUUAAGUAGGACUUAUUUUUGAGAGCUUCUUAGUUGAUGGGCCUACUGGUUCACGGCUUUCCUAAUCACAUUUGGUUUAUCUGUGCUGCCGAUAGAAAGGUCAGAUAUCGCUGCAUGGAUGAGUUGGAUGAGAACCGUUUGACACUAAUUACGUUUUAAGUGUAGUGAUAACAGAGAUCGCUGCUUCUUUUGCAGCAUACUUGUGUGUAAGUCACUUUAUCUAGAUGGAGGGAUGGAGAAAUGAAAUCAGCCAGUAGUGUGGUAGGGGAAGAUGAAGCAUUAUAUAUAGCCCAGCUUAGACUGAAUGUUACUCUUCAGCAAAAACUGUUUUGGCUUUUAUAAGUGUAAGUAUUUUCUUCUUUUAAGGCCUAUUUCUACUUACAAUCAAACACAGCACUAAUUAACAGCUUUGACAAUACCAGCAAGGAGCCUGGAACAGGCAUACACUGAAGUUCUUUCUGGGUUUUCUUUCAUAGUCACUAAGAUAAGAUCUUAUCUUGGAUAUUCCUCCUCUGUGGGCAUCAGUCUUGCUGGCAGUCAGACCAGCGCCUUGUGGAAGUAUUACAUUCAUUUAAUUACAUUAUACAUGAAAUAGUUACUCACAGAGGGCUGACGUUGGUUUAUCGUAUCUAUAGGACCAAAAUAAAACUUCUAGUAUGGCUGACUGAUGAGAGACAAUUAACAAAACAUCCCAUUAACUGAAACAGUGACAGAAUAGCCUACGCAUUGAUUCUGUGUAGAGCUGUUUAAAAUACUGGAAUUCUUUCAUUUUUUGCAUGAAGCUAUGGCUUUUUUCCCCACAGUAUUACAGUGUGUAAGUUGUCAACUGAGCAGAUACUCUUACAGUGUAUGUCUAGACAGACACUGAAAUAUGUCAAGCUUUUCCUUUAGUUUGAAAUGUUUUGGGUUUUUUUGUAUAUUGUUUUAGUUAUCCAAAGUACUGCUAGUGAUGGUCUUAAAGAAAACAGCAAAACAGUUUCUAAACAUUUUGCUUCAGAAGACAAAUGUGACUUUUUUUUUUGUGGUUGUGAAGUUGCUGUUUAGGAAGGAAACCCAUUCUGAAUUCAAAUCAAUAGACCAAACCAUCAGAUUACAACGUAAACUUGCUUUAUUGUGCUGCUCCAUAAGCCUGCUUCUGUGUUUGUUGCAAGCAUAACCUUUAUGCUUUUGUUUACAUUGUAGGAAACACAGUUCUAGUGAUGAGGUUUUUCAUUUAACUCUAAACAUCUUUUUAUUUUGUUAAUUUUAAAAUUACUAGGUUUUGCUAUGUUAUGUUUUUAAAGAUUUUUUUUUGCAUU
Messenger RNA from Phasianus colchicus (ring-necked pheasant), 11180 nucleotides. The record is from RefSeq and is a predicted model, not a curated record. NCBI's taxonomy places the organism in Eukaryota, Metazoa, Chordata, Aves, Galliformes, Phasianidae.